AUGACUUAUAAUAUUUAUAGAAAUAAGAUACAUUAUAUUUAUAUUGAUAUCGGUUGUUUUAAUGGUGAAGCAAUUGAACAUUUUAUUUAUUUUACUCCACAAAGUAUAUUAUAUGAUAUAAUUACAUUUGAACCUGAUCCAAUUAAUUAUCAAUUAUGUAAACAAAAAUUAUCACAAGCAAAAUAUCGAGAUUAUAAUAUAUUUAUUAUUCCUAAAGUUGUUUGGAUAUAUAAUGGAAAAAUUUCUUAUCAAAUUAAUCGAGGACAAAAAAGUGGAAUAUAUAAUAAUAAAACUGAAGAUACGCAAAGUGUAGUCGAAUUAGAUGCUAUCGAUUUUUCAUCAUGGCUUUCCAAUUUAGUUACUUUAAAUAAUACAAAAGUGCAUAUUAGAUUAACUAUGCCUGGUUUUGAAACAAGAUUUCUUCGAAAAUUAGUUGUUGAUAAUACAUUAUUAUUAGCUAAUAGAUGGGAUGUUGAAUGGUCAUCUAGAUCAGAUCCUUCUGUAUAUCCAGAGCAUGUUUAUCUUCACUUAAUGUUUGAUUCGUUUGGUUUCACUUGUAUUGGUUUUACACACUUACAAAAUAUACGAAAAAUAUUCAAAAUGAAGCAACCAUAUGCUAAUGUUACAAUAUAUUAUAAUUUAAGUCAAUUACCUCAGACUGAUACCUACUCUCAUUAUGUUCAACGACCUGAUAUCGGUGAAUCACCACGUACACUCAAACCUGUAGUAAAAUUAAAGACAAUUUGA
Molecule: messenger RNA, 747 nt
Organism: Adineta steineri
Lineage: Eukaryota; Metazoa; Rotifera; Eurotatoria; Adinetida; Adinetidae
Source: the annotation of a GenBank genome assembly